UUGGAAGUCAGUCAAUAUUCUUACAGCUCACCAUAUGUAAUAUCCAAGAGAAGCAAGAAAUGUACAGCAAACAGACAAAUUACAUAAACACAUGCCCAAGAGUGGGCCGUCUGCGUCGUCCUUCCAGCUAAACUCGACUCGAUUGACACUGCAGCAAUCGUGCCACCGUAAAUCCACCUCCACUCGGAUUUCUUAUUUCUGCCCCGUCAGAAAAGUCCAGGGCCCAUCAAAGACCCUCAGAAUUACACUUCCCAGCAAGGUGAAUAUGGGUGCAUACUGCCAGUGUCCCCAUUGGCCGUGUCCAUGCGUCCAGCAAAUGGCCCCGUCCCCAAAUGCCACGGCGCUAGCAGCGAUCAACGUCCAGCCCAAGGAGCGAGAGGUGCCCAAGAAUGAAGCUGCAUAGAUGGCGAACCCGAUGAAAAUAUUUCGAAUCCCAUACACCGCCAUCAGGCUGUCUACCAGGAUCCGGUCUGCCGGUGGAGACGGGAGCUCGAAGAUGGCUAAAGCACCGUCGGGGUUGUAGAUUGCAUUGAUCCCGAAGCCGAUGAAUGGAGUGGCCAAGGCAGUAGCGAUCAUGCGAACGAUUGAAGAUUGUGAGAGAGACAUACUGCAAUAAUGGCCGUAAUAGGUAUAGCAAGCAUAGAGAGGGUUAUGUUUGUGAAUUAUGUCUGUAGGUCACGUUGCAGACUGGUGGUCACAAUGGUCACAGUGAGAAGCAGCAAUGUGGAAGAGGGAUGCAUGAUCUGGUCAUGUCCUCCACCCCCAGCUUUUGUAUGACUUUCGACCUCUUUUCCUUUCCAUUUCUUCUGCCUCACUUAUUUGGCCCCCGAAUGAAAGCAACACGGCCAUCUCCUCCUUGGCUAGGCUCCCACGGGGCUUUUGGCAUCAUUCGAGGGUCCUUUGCCUCGUUUCUCCCGCGUCAGUAAACAAACCUCCACAUCCCUAUUGGAUCUCAGCACCCAACAAUGUUGGACUGGAUGAAGGGGAACGAGGCUGGGGCAACAGACACCUCCAAGGUGCUGGAGCCCCCCGAGACGCCAGCUCCCGUGUUCGCGAUGCGCGCCUUCAAGAGCGCUUUGUUCGGCACGCCCGGUGCUGAGGAGGAAGAAAAGGAGAACGCGGGGGAGAAGGAACACGCCUCUCAACCGAAGCCGUCGGUUCAUCAGCGCAGCAAGAGCGACACCACCAAGCCCGUCACUAUCGAGAAGGAGCUCGCGAAAACAGAUAUCGACUCUACCUUCAACCCCACGGGUUCGCCCACCAAGAGCAUACUCGUCACGCCCGGUACCAUUGCCAACCGUCGUAAAACAGUCUCCUUUGGUGAGGGUGUCGUUGACAAUGAAGGAAAACGCGAGAGUCAGUCCAGUCGGGCCCCCAAAACACCACCAAAUCCAAAUGGAAUUACGGCACAAUGGAUGUCGGGAUCGGCCAAUGGCAAGCCACCAAGCAAACUUACCCAGACUCUGCUCGACGCUCGUGAGAACGCGUCGAAGAAUGCCGAAUCCGCCAAACCUCCUUCAGAUGAUUCGUCCGAGUCCAAACCCGAUGCGCGCCCUACAUCGAAGGACGAAUUGGGCAUGGAGGAUAUUACCAUCAAUCUAGACGAGCCACGAUCGGAGUCUGGUAAAUAUUGGAAGACGGAAUUUGACAACUAUCGCGUGCGAACCAAUCGUGAGAUCAAAAAGCUGAUUCAUUACCGAUCAAUCGCCAAGUCCUAUGCUCGGAAGAAGGAUUCAGAGGCGUUACGCCUGGCUGAUAAACUUCGAGAAGAGGAAGAAAAGGUGGCAGAUAUGGAGCGUCAAGUGUCACGCCUGGCUGCCAUGAUUGUUGGAGAAGGAUCCAAGGCAGACAAGGAGCAAUUGAUCCAAGACUUGACCAAGCAAACUACCCUGGCACUGCAAUACAAGCAGCAAGUUACCUCUCUGCGUAACACGCUGGAGCAACAAGGCGUGAUUAAGGAUGGCGUGGUGAAAACCACAGACUCGACCAAGGAAGAGCCAUCGGCCCAAGGCUCGUCAAACUCUUCAGAAGAGCUACGCAAAGCCCAGGAAGAGUUGAAACAAGCGAAUGUCAAGAUUGAAGAGCUGAAAUGCCAGAACCCAGAUCUCAGUAAGCUCCAGAGUCUCGCGCAAAGUUCCGAAAAGAAAGCGCAGGAGCUCGAAAAGGAGAAUAAUACUCUCAAACAAACAUUGGCGCGUGUGAAGCAAGAAAUGUCACGAUACGAGGGCCGACGCAAGGAGAAGGAGACGAAGCUCAAGCAAAGAGAGGCCAAGCUUGAGGCCCGUAUACAAGAGUAUCGGGAUCGGCUCAAAACGACUACCCAAGAGCACCGGGAAUCAGAAGAGAAGCUGCGGGCCAGCUUCGACGAGGAGCGCCGCCGCAUGCAAAGUCAAAUCGAUCUAUUGAAGAUCAGGGCAUCUGCAUCUGACCGCAGCAUCCCAGCCCUGCGACCCCAGCAGCGGCAAUCCCUCAGUCCGCGUAAAGCAUACGACGGUGUUCGUGUGCACGAUUUCGCCAUGCAGGAUCACCCAUUACCAGACGAAGAGGCCACAGAAGACCUAGACGCACCUCCAAGUCCCAGCCCACGCUCCAAGGCCCGAGAACAACGCCACCACACUCGCAACGCUACAACGGGUACCAUCGACGUCAAACGCACCGCACGAAAUAUCACAGCCGACGACGACGAAGUCACACACUAUCUAAACGAGAUCCUUCCCAAACCACACACCACACACCGCACCAAUCAAAUCACAGUUCCCCCAUCCUCGCCACCCGACAUUUCAGCCCUGAGAACCCUCGACCGCAAUCAUCAAAAGUACCUCAACACGGGCGAAAAGCAGCGCAGCUACCGCUCUCUUUACCGACGUGAAACUACAGAUACUGCCCUUGAGAAUCGCUAUGAAAACCUCACCCACCGUCCCCGCACUCACAUUAAAUCUGCGCUAGACUCGAUGUCCGCAGUCCCGGUCCCGUCCGCCCGCCCUGUCUACGCCGGGUACACUAUUAGUGCCGGGGAGCGCGGUCUUCGACGGACGGGUCUAGCAGAUAUGAGAGGCGAGGCUCUGUCGCCGGAGCGUGUGGCUGCGGCCAAGUCGAGGUUGAAGUUGAAGCAGGAUAGUCGGAAGGUCAAGGCAUUGGGGAAAGAGAAUGGUGGUGGAGAGUUAUUGGGGUGAUUGAUUGAUUUCAUUUUCUUUGAGAUACAUACAUACAUACUGUGCAGGUUGCGAUUUGCUUUUUCUGAUUUGGUUUACAUUGGGAUGCGAGAUAGGUGUGGACGGUGUUGGAUUUUCCUUUAACCGAUUCUUAUUUUUACUUGGAGAGCGACUAUGGAGACUGAGUAAAGGAGUCACAUAACUUGGACUUUCGUUUGUUACUCGGACAUUAUUUCCAUCUUUUUUUUUCACAAACUUGGAGAUAGACCGCAGUGCUAUGAACGAUGCUGCUAUUGUACCUACAAGUAAGCUAUAUUCUAUGACCACUUUCCGAUCUAUUACAUCUAGGAUGAGAGGUAUCGCCAUACACAAUGGACGUCCAAUUCUAUCGUCCAAGCCAAAUUCAAGAAAACCCGUCAUAUCUCCAUUCAAACCACUUCCAUUAAAAUCCUUUUCAUAUCUCUUUUCUUUUCUUUUCUUUAGAUGGGACCUCACACCUUACCGUCGGAGAAGGACACGACGGCCCAUUUUCCAGUCCACGCCCACUUGCGCGACUCACUGCCACCGCCACCAGGAAGCUGGCGGAGCUUCUCGUCCUCGCCAGCGGGGAGACCAACGACCACAUCGGCCUUGCAGGUGCGGAAGGCCAGAACGCGGAUUCCGGACUUGGGCCCCAGGGGGCCGAUAGCGGUUGUGAAGGGGGUUGUGGGGUCCCAU
This is a messenger RNA of Penicillium brasilianum, 3869 nucleotides long. Lineage: Eukaryota; Fungi; Ascomycota; Eurotiomycetes; Eurotiales; Aspergillaceae. The record is from the annotation of a GenBank genome assembly.